Molecule: messenger RNA, 3266 nt
Organism: Exophiala xenobiotica
Lineage: Eukaryota; Fungi; Ascomycota; Eurotiomycetes; Chaetothyriales; Herpotrichiellaceae
Exons: 10
Coding region: 1047-2912 (621 amino acids)
Cellular component (GO): nucleus
Molecular function (GO): ATP binding; RNA helicase activity; RNA binding
Source: RefSeq, a predicted model, not a curated record
GCUUGUUCGAGUAUAACCAGUGUUGUCUGGCUUCUUUGGCUGAAGGACGUCUGGAAUGACGGUUGAGCGCCGAUGAAAAUACCAGCCCUGGGACUUCGAAGGCGCAUCCAUUGCAUUCUCUCUACAUCCUGCCCUCUGCCAGAGCACGAGAGCGGUUGGUGGCUGAAGAAAUGAGAUAUUGCAACCCGAUUCAGGAGUCAAUGCCUUCAGCAAAUGCGGGCUUCUGCCUCGUGGGGCCCCGGCACUCCAGCAGGACGGAUCUGGGCAUUUGAUGAUUCGGGCCAAGGAAUGCACAGGAAGAUGAUUUCGAGGGCUUCCCGACCACAAUGCUGGCGUCUUUGAAGGCGGGCUGGAUCACAAGACGGUUUUUUAACGACAGUCGAAUGUGAAUGUGUAUGAGGUGAGAAGGGGCACCAGAUAAAGUGUGUGAACGGAUAAUCCAAGAGCCCUCUUUGUCUGUUGCGGCCAAGUUUGUGACCGCUGCUGCGUUGGUCUGUGUCCAUGGUGCCAGGCGAGAGAUCAGAGCAUCAAAGACCUUCACAGCAUAGGCAUCAAACGAACCUGUCGCGACGAGGGGUAAGUUGGAACAUUCCGGACUCUCUUCGACAUUUUCCCACCAGCUCUACAUUGAGGGCAUCUCUGGACUUCGACGAAGGAAAUCUCAGCAAGGAGCAAGAUUGAUAUCACGUGGGUGGUACAGUGGCACUCGCCUCACCUCAUUCCCUUUGUCCCAAACCUCACAAACCGCCUGGUCCCCUAUAGAGGGAUAUCCAAGCCCUCGAAGCUUCGUCUAUCUUUCACUCUGGAAUCAAAGUGGAUUGAUCAUAACACAGGUGGUUGAUUCGGCAACUAGAGCCGCGGUUGAUAUCUCUCUUUCCUGCCUACAAAUAUCCCCCUCCCACUCUGCAACACUCUCACACUUUCCCAUCUCUCCACACCUUGACUCAUCCCUCGUUCAAGCUCCCUUUGCAGCUUGACCCUGUUGAACAACGUCUGGGGCGAACCUCGCAGUCGGCGCUUUUCCAACGGCUUCAGGUCAAGGCAACAUGGCCGACAAGGCUUUCGACACCUCCGAGAUGGCUGCUGCCAUCCCGGAUGCCACCAAUGGCGAUGCUCCUGUCCAUCGUGUCGACCAGGAGAGUCUCCAGCGCGCUCGUGAGCUCGGUUGGGUCGAACCUCAAUCCUACCACUACGGUGCCACUGCUCCCACCACUGUCCUUACAGAUGCCCCUCCUCCUACCGAUGAAGACGGCGAUGAGCUUGUCAGUAUUCACAAGGGAAGUACUUGGGCUCAUGACGCGGAAAAAUACGAGUGGAAAGAGGAAUAUGGUGAAGUCGGCCCCCGAAUUGAGAAGCUCGAGCAAGAACUCUUCCGAGCCGACUACAUCAAUCGUGCUGGCGAAAAGUUCGCGAAUCUUGCCUCGGUGAAGGUCAUCGUCGAAUCCAAGACUCGUGUCAACCCAAUCUCCGACUUCAAGAGCGCUGGCCUCCAUCCUGUUAUGUUGGAGAACAUUACGCUCUGUGGCUAUGAGUUCUCCACCCCAAUUCAGGCAUAUGCCAUUCCCGCUGUCACCACUGGCCAUGAUAUGAUCGGUGUCGCUCAAGCCGGUUCUGGCAAGACUGCAGCUUUCUUGAUUCCCUGCAUCUCUCAGCUCAUGGGCAAGGUGAAGAAGCUUGCGGCUCCUCGACCAAAUCUAUCUGCUGGGUUCGAUCCUGAUCGCGAUCGCGUUCGUGCUGAACCGCUUGUUCUUGUCGUUGCGCCGACUCGCGAGUUGUGUUGUCAAAUCUUCGACGAGGCACGUCGUCUUUGCUAUCGCUCCAUGAUGCGCCCUUGCGUUGCCUACGGUGGUGCUCCUAUCCGCGAUCAAGUUGCUCAAUUGAACCGUGGUUGUGACAUUCUUGUCGCGACUCCUGGUCGAUUGCUCGAUUUCAUGGGUCGCCCUGAUGUCCUCUCUCUAUCGCGUGUCCGGUAUACCAUCAUUGAUGAGGCUGAUGAGAUGCUCCAUGACGAUUGGGAAGAAGAAAUGGCAAAGAUCAUGGGCGGCGGUGAUGCCAAUGAGGAUGGCGAUCAUCGUUAUCUUCUCUUCUCGGCUACGUUCCCCAAGCGUCUUCAGAAGUUGGCUGCUAAGUUCCUUGCCGACGAUCACGUCCACAUCAGCAUUGGUCGUACUGGAUCUUCUCACAACAAUGUCAAGCAGCAUAUCUUGUGGGUGGAUCAGGACAAGAAGAUGAGAGCUCUCUACGACUUGUUGAUCUCCAUGCCUCCAUCUCGUACCCUCGUCUUUGUUCGCUCCAAGAAGACUGCCGACUUCGUCGACGACUACCUGUUCAACUUGGGAAUGCCCUCGACUUCCAUCCACUCGGAUCGAACUCAGAGUGAGCGUGAAGAUGCCCUUCGUUCCUUCAAGGCUGGUCAAUCUCCAAUUCUUGUCGCCACUGGUGUCUCCGGCCGUGGUCUGGACAUUCGCAAUGUUAUGCAUGUCAUCAAUUUCGAUCUCCCAUCCGCCGAGCAUGAUGGCUUCAGUGAAUACAUCCAUCGCAUUGGUCGUACUGCUCGUAUUGGCAACGAAGGCCUCGCUACCUCGUUCUACAAUGACAAGGACGAUGCCAUGGGUCCAUUCCUCACCAAGAUUCUCAUGGAGAACAACCAAGAUAUCCCGGAAUUCCUCCAACACUUCAAGCCCGAAGAUGGUAUCCUCAACUUUGAUGAAGAGGAGGAAGAUCCUGAUAUGGUGACAACAGAUGGUGGUCCAAACGGCGCAGCAUGGGCUUCUGGAGAAGGUGGCGAUGCCAAUGCUGGAGCUGCCCCGGCUUGGGGUUCUGGUACUGGCAAUGCUGCAGCUGCCGCUCCUGCGGAGACCUGGGGCACUACUGGUGGAAACGAUGGUGGUGCUUCUACUGGUGGCUGGUAAGAUGCCAACUCGGUCCUCGGCCGCAAGUGUGGUCUUCGAUUCUUCAAGACCAUACAGUGCGGUCGAUGCAACAUCGCAUUGGCCCAGAUUGUGGUCUACUGCUUCUUGUGUUGGCAGUGAUACUUCUCUUGCUCACUAGUCAGCAUCAUGAUGGUGCGGAAAGAAAGGUUUCAAUGAUUCCGAUGAGAGAAGAUGAGAGCAUUGCAACGAGAAGAUAUGAUUUGGAGCUCUCCGCCCAGGGCUUCAUGCUCAGGAUUCUCCGCAUGGCAUCUAUUGCGCGUCUUGUCAUGUCACUUGCUUUGCAGGCCAUGAUUCGUACUUCAGAAUGCCUGAGAUUCAAAAUGGAUAGCCCAG